This is a messenger RNA of Closterium sp. Naga37s-1, 517 nucleotides long. NCBI's taxonomy places the organism in Eukaryota, Viridiplantae, Streptophyta, Zygnematophyceae, Desmidiales, Closteriaceae. The record is from the annotation of a GenBank genome assembly.
CUUCGUCACAAGGUGCGCCCUCGUCGGCCCCCUGCCCACUGCUCUCCUCGCAUUGUCCCAUCUCAAGGAUCUGGAAUUGGAGUAUUGCAAUCAACUCCCUCGCUCGCUCCCCGAUACCCUAGGCAGACUGUCCUCUCCCAUGGGCCUGUCAGUUCUACAUUCUCCCAUGCACCUCCAUCUUCUCUCUGCCACGGGUCGUCACAGCACCGUGAUCCACCUGUUUUCCAUCGGCCAACCUCUAUUUUCUCGCCAAUCUACCUGCAUGUGCACGCCCAACUGCAUGCCUACCGCAGACCCCCUUUCUCGGGUGCAUCAAAUCCACUCCACUUCCUCCCCCUUUCCCAUCUUGUCCCCUUUCUCCCCUCCCUGCCGUCUCCCCUCCCUGCAUUCUCCCCUCUCUGCCCUCUCUCCCAUGCCUGCCUGCCACGGCCCAUCAAUGCAGCAGCACCGCCUCUCAUGGGAAUCUCAAAGAUUCCGUUCCGCAAGAGCUGGGCAAUCUGCAGCAGCUCACCCGCCU